This is a messenger RNA of Helianthus annuus (common sunflower), 1127 nucleotides long. Its product is annotated as serine/threonine-protein kinase STY46-like. Gene Ontology annotation, molecular function: protein kinase activity; ATP binding. The record is from RefSeq and is a predicted model, not a curated record. The transcript is spliced from 4 exons. Bases 275 to 1003 code for a protein of 242 amino acids. Gene Ontology annotation, biological process: protein phosphorylation. Gene Ontology annotation, cellular component: plasma membrane. Lineage: Eukaryota; Viridiplantae; Streptophyta; Magnoliopsida; Asterales; Asteraceae.
UCUAAUCAUAAGGUCCGACACGGCUCUACACAGCCGACUCUGGAUAGAACCCGUAAACCAAACUAUUCGUUCCAGUUUGAGAUUUUUAAAAUUGACUUAACAAAAGAUUAGAAAAAGACUGACCACGAAACCAAACUGAUGACCGGUUUAGACAGUUUCAUAGUUUUAAGCCGAACUAAACACCCCUACAUGGCUACAUACAAACACGCAUGUAGACAACUAAAGCUAGGUAUGAUCUGUUACCAUCUAAUACUCUCGUGUAAAUAUUUUGCAGAUGAUCGGAGCAACUAUGUCUAUGAAGACAAAUUCGUGUAUGAAGACAAAUUCAGGCCAUAAGAACAAGAACAAGAUAUCAAAAACUGAAAGUGACCUUUGUAUUGUCUCCGAAUAUGUAACUGGAGGAUCUUUGAGAUCAUACUUGUGUAAAAACCGUGAUAAGAAGCUACCUAUAAAAGUUGUUUGUCAAUUUGGCCUUGAUAUUGCGAAAGGGUUGAGUUAUCUUCAUUCCAAGAAGAUAAUUCAUCUUGAUGUGAAGCCAGAGAACAUACUUAUCGACAGUCAAAACAAGAAGCUGAAACUUGCUGAUUUUGGAGAGGCAGUUUUUGAUCCUUUAGAGUUAUUUACGAGUGGUGAAGUCGGGACUCGAGGUUAUAUGGCUCCUGAGGUUUUAAGCAAAAAACCAAACGGAUUUAAAUGUGAUGUUUAUAGCUUUGGGAUAUGCUUGUGGGAGAUAUAUUGUUGUGAAAUGGCAUAUACGUAUGACUUAGACAACAUCCCGGUAGAAAUAUACAAGGAAAUGCGACCGAGCAUACCUGUGAAUUGUCCAAGAUCACUUGCUCGGUUAAUGCAAAGUUGUUGGGAUACGGAUUCUAGAAGAAGACCGGAGAUGAAGGAUGUGGUUGUUGAAUUGGAAGAAAUCAUGAAAAUCGAAGGGUGGCAAGCAUUGUCAAAGGAUCAAAAUAAUGUUUUCGGUUGCUUCGGAUUUUUAAGCCAUGCAAGAUAGGAUAGAUGAUGCAAGUAGAGUCAAUUUCAUGUAAACACAGAUUACAUACAUAGGGAUGUUAACGUUGUAAACUAUACCAUUUUUAUGUUUUGUUGUUUAAAUGAAAUCAGCUGGUGUGACUGUU